CCAAGCUCUCGUUAUGACUUGAUGAUUUGAUGCAUUGUGAUAAGCACGAGCAUUGUUAGUCGAUUUUUUAAGUCUCAUGUAGAUCGCAUUGAUUGACUCAAUGCUCCUAUCAUUAUCACACACUUACAGACCGACACAGUUACUCCACUCGACUCUUCGAGGACAUCAUGGCUGAUUCGGACGAAGAGUACGUUGGCGAAGUUUCCGACGAAGAAAACGAUGUCAACGGUAUCCGAUAUGCCCGGGAAACGGCGCCUGUCUCCCGUCCUAAACGGAGAAAGCAGCGCGGGGGUGCUGAAUGGGAGGUUUCGAGGACUUGGGAGACCUUGGUCGAGGGUGCUGAUGGCACAAUCAGCUCUACUGUUGAAGGACUUUUAGAAGCCGGGAAAAGGAAGAGACUUUUAAGAGAUACAACACCAUUGCAACGUGGUAUAAUCCGGCAUCUCAUCUUGAUUCUGGAUUUGUCCCAGUCUAUGGCCGAGAAAGAUCUAAGGCCGACGCGAUACCUUCUUUCCCUGCGAUAUGCACAAGAAUUCGUGCGGGAAUUUUUUGAGCAGAAUCCCAUAUCCCAACUUGGCGUGCUUGGCUUGAGGGAUGGUCUUGCAAUACGGGUCAGUGAUAUGAGUGGCAACCCUACGGAGCACAUCAGUGCUAUACAGGCUCUGAGGGAACAUGACCCCAAGGGCCUUCCUAGCUUGCAGAACGGGCUUGAAAUGGCGCGUGGUGCUUUAUUUCAUACUCCUAGUCAUGGAACCCGAGAAGUAUUUGUGAUCUUUGGAUCUCUCCUUUCCUCCGAUCCGGGCGAUAUACAUCAGACGAUCACCACGUUGAUAAAUGACAAGAUCCGUGUCAGGAUUGCUGGUUUGGCCGCUCAGGUGGCUAUUUGUCGUGAACUCUGCUCUAGGACUAAUGCAGGUGACGACACCACGUAUGGCGUGGCGCUCAACGAGCAGCACUUUCGUGAAUUAAUGAUGGAUGUAACGACACCCCUCUCCCUUUUGAUGAUGGGGUUUCCGUCCCGUACUGUCGAGUCGUGUCCCUCUCUGUGUGCAUGUCAUUCUAAACCAUCUUGCGGAGGGUACUUCUGUUCACGAUGCAGUAGCAAAGUCUGUGGGCUCCCUGCUGAAUGCCCCUCUUGCGGUCUUACACUUAUACUGUCAACGCAUCUUGCGCGAUCUUAUCAUCAUCUGUUUCCGCUCAUGAACUGGGUUGAGGUUCCCUGGCAACGUGCCUCACGCAGUUUGACAUGCUUUGCCUGCGGCAUAUAUUUCCCUACGGUACCUCCUAAAGACCAGUGGCAAGCUACGGAGUCCCAGGCAAAAGGGAUGAGUGUCAGCAGUCGCUAUGAGUGUACAGUUUGCAAAAAUCACUUCUGUAUUGAUUGUGAUCUUUUUGCUCAUGAAGUUGUGCACAAUUGCCCAGGCUGCCAAAGCGGGAUUAGUGGGCUGGCCGUGGCUGACCGGCCUGGGGGUCAGACUAGCACAGAGGAAAUGGACACCUCAACAUAA
This is a messenger RNA of Aspergillus novofumigatus IBT 16806, 1508 nucleotides long. RefSeq names its product TFIIH/NER complex subunit SSL1. Gene Ontology annotation, cellular component: transcription factor TFIIH holo complex; transcription factor TFIIH core complex. Gene Ontology annotation, biological process: DNA-templated transcription; nucleotide-excision repair; regulation of transcription by RNA polymerase II. Gene Ontology annotation, molecular function: zinc ion binding. Bases 168 to 1508 code for a protein of 446 amino acids. Lineage: Eukaryota; Fungi; Ascomycota; Eurotiomycetes; Eurotiales; Aspergillaceae. The transcript has 4 exons. The record is from RefSeq and is a predicted model, not a curated record.